AGAGCCCUUAUCGUAACCUCGACAACGCUUGAAAAAUUCAAGUGGCAUUCGUGAAAAUGGCGUUCGGUAAAGUGACCUUACUGACAAUUUUUGUGGUAUUUUGUGCCUUUUUCUCGGUAAACGGACAAAAAAGGGUGGUGGAAUUGAACGAGGACAAUUGGACGGACAUACUGAAAAAUGAGUGGAUGGUAGAAUUUUAUGCCCCCUGGUGUCCAGCAUGUAAAGCUCUGCAGAAAACAUGGGCCGACUUUGCAGGUUUAGCGCCAGGCUUAGGAAUAAAGGUUGGCCAGGUAGAUGUGACAACGUCGCAGGGUUUAAGUGGGAGAUUUAUGAUUACAGCGUUGCCAACCAUAUUCCAUGUUUUAAAUGGGGAAAUUAGGCAAUAUAAAGGAUCAAGAGAUAAGGAUUCCUUUACAUCGUUUGUAGAGGAUAAAAAAUGGCAACAGGUUGAACCUACUCCAGGCUGGAGGGCCCCGGAUUCCAUUCAAAUGACUGUUGUUUCAGGUUUCUUUAAGUUGUCUCAAUAUUUGAGGCAAGUUCAUACAAAACUAAUGGAAGAUUUUGGGUUACCCACAUGGGGUUCAUAUUUGAUUUUUGCUUUAGCCACCAUUGUAAUGGGUGCCUUAAUUGGAAUGGUUUUAGUAUGCGUUAUUGAUUUAAUUUACCCACCAAAAAGGUCUGUAGAAUUAAAAGUUAUUAAUAACAAGAAGAAAGCUAAGGACAGCGGGGAUGAAAUGGGUGAUGAAGACAUUGGGGACGAUCUCCUCGACGAUGCUCAAAAUAGUCAGACUGAGGGCGAGGAAAACAACACGGCAAGCGAUUCGGAGCUAAAAAAUAAAGACGAAUCUGCCAAAAAUAAAGUAAAAAAACGCAAAGCCAGAAGGGUCGACAUGUGAUUGAUUAGUUUGUAAAAAAUAAACGUUAUUAAAAUAAAACCAGAAUGCUAAAUGCUAAACUAACGGUUCUAACUUACGUAUUCGCUACGUUAAUUUAUUUUUGUAAUAUUAAUAUUUAUAUGAUAAAUAAAAAAUGAGGUAUAAUCAAACUUUUUUUUAUUGCAUUUAUCGUUCCCGGAAAAUGUGAAUAGUAAAUGCAAUUUAAAUCUUGAUUCUACAUAAAUGUUUCCAAUGAUGAAAUACAUUUAUCGUUUUUGACUGUAUCGCAACUUUUAGUUUUUUGAAAUAUAAUACAUUUUGCCAAUGUAACCAAACAUCACACCGCUAUAAGUGAUAUUUUCUAUUUAAUUUGACUGUUUUAGUAUUAUUAUUUUCCUCCAUUUUUUUUAAGUUUCCCCGUAUAUUAUUAUAUUUGCUAUUUUAUUGUUAUUCUACUAUUAUCUAGGAUGAUAAAACACUUAUUUCAUGUUGAUCUUUAAAAUUUUUAUUUAGGGAAUUCUUGUCAUUCCAAGAGGUUGUGUAAUAUUGUUUGUGUAAAUUUUUAUAUGUACAGAUUUCUUUACAAUUUUUCUAAUAAAU
Messenger RNA from Brassicogethes aeneus, 1475 nucleotides. The record is from the annotation of a GenBank genome assembly. Lineage: Eukaryota; Metazoa; Arthropoda; Insecta; Coleoptera; Nitidulidae.